Messenger RNA from Vanessa atalanta (red admiral), 1892 nucleotides. RefSeq lists its product as uncharacterized. Bases 51 to 737 code for a protein of 228 amino acids. Lineage: Eukaryota; Metazoa; Arthropoda; Insecta; Lepidoptera; Nymphalidae. The transcript has 2 exons. Gene Ontology annotation, cellular component: GET complex. The record is from RefSeq and is a predicted model, not a curated record. Gene Ontology annotation, biological process: tail-anchored membrane protein insertion into ER membrane.
CAAGCUAUGACAGUUGGUAACACAACUAGACAUUUUGUCAAAUUGCCAAUAUGGCUGAAGCAGCAUUAGCACGUCGUGAAGCACGAAGAAGAAAAAUAUUAGAGAAUUCUCAUAACAGACUUCAACUUAUAUCGGGAAAAAAUGACAAUGAAAUUUGUAAAGAAUCUUCGAUCAAAGCGCCAAUACCUGAACCGAUCCUUGAGCACUCGAUUUUUCAAGAAAGCAGCAGUUCCAACAAGUGUGCUCUUAACAAUGGCGUAAUAACUACUGGAGAUCCAUUUGGUUUUGUGUCAACGAAUCACGACAAUUUUGUAAUAGGUGAUGGAGAUGUCACCAUUCCAAGUCAUGACAUAGCAGCUUUUUUACCCGCGACAACUGAACCAACGCCACAGUCUCCACCGUUAAUGGAAAAAUUAGUUAGCUACAAAUACGACGUAGUGCUAAUAUCCUUAUUAAUUCAAUUGUUUUAUAGUUUUUCGUUAGUAACAUUUGAUAAUACAUACUUCUUUCUUCCCAUAGUUUUAUAUGUCACAACAAAAUUAAUAUGGUUCCCAAAGCAACAAAGUUCUAAUUUUGCCAAUGCCCUUUUACUUUUAAAUGGUAUGUCAGCCAGUAGAGUACAGAGAAUUAUGUCAGUCACACAAUGGAUAAGUGCAUUCUCUCAGGAUGUGUGUGUAUAUUUAUUCACAAUUAUAUGUGUACAGUCCCUUUGUGAGAGUGUGAGAAGCAACAUGUAGGAUUUAAUUUUAACUGUUUAACUACAAAUUCAGGACGACUGAACAGUUCUAUUUAAGCAAGCUAAGGUUACUGGGAAUGUAUCAUAGUUUGAUUGCUUGUGCCUUUAUAUGUAAGUGAGAUGUUGUGACAAGUGUGCGUUUUAGUCACAUAUUGCCAUUAUAGUUUUAAAUUUGUAAGUUUGUACAUAGUGAAAUAGAAAAUUUUUGUAUAAUCAAAUAGUAGUUAUAUUUUGUGCACUUGGUAUUUUCGGGGAUGUGUAAUUUGUAUUUUUUUUUUUCAUUUAUUUGUUCUGAUAUUAUGUCAAUAAGUACUGUGAUGAUAUCAUGUUUUUCUAUGGGGAAUAUUCAUUCUAUGAUAAAAAUAUUAGUAAUAUUACAUUUUCCACUACUUGCAUUUAAUAUGGAAUAUAUUUGUCUAUUUUUGUAUUUUUUCUAUACUUAUGAUGACAUUCAUGUAAAUUUUUAAGCAUCUCAUCCUGUUUUUUAAUGGAAAUUGUGUAAAAAAAUCUUUAAAUAAACUUGUAAAAUUAAUACAUUAAUGAUAAUAGUUAAAUAAUGAUUAUGGUCUUUUUAGUUUUAUCAUAUAAUUUGUAUAUGUAUAAAUUUUAUUAGCAUUCUUGUAAUACAUUUCUUCCAAGUUUUAUUGUAAAUGUUAAUAUAUAAAUGACAGCUGUUAUACUGCAUUUAAAGGACACUUAAAACUGAAUGUGUAUCAUGGCAGUUUGUGACUGAAAACAGAAUUUGUAAUCUUCAAUUGGCAAUAUUUAUAACUUAUGGCUUAUUUGCUCAACAUAACUUAUUCUAGGCACUUGUUAUGUAUAUUGCAUGUAUGAUAUGACAUUUAUAACGUUAUGGGUUCUUGCAGAAAUUUAUAAUCAAAGUACAACAGACACUUAAGCUGGCAUCAAACCAAAGACUUAGAAAGUUAAUGAAUAAUUCACAUAUAAUAGUUAUUUAUGUAUUCUAUUAUUUUAUUCAUGUAUAUUUGCUUUGUCAUGCUUUUAUUUUUAAUGCUGAUGCAGUUUAUUUCUUUAAUACAAAUAAUACCAGCUUAAUGCCUGUUGUUGUAAAUAGACAAUGAAAUAUAAAUAAAAUAUUUAUUUUAAUUAUAUUUUGUAACAAACUUUUGAAAUAAAAAAUUGCUCUAACAAUGUU